AGGCUUGCUUUGUGGCCGCGUGGCACAGGAAACAUGCCAGACAGUGUCCAAAUGGAGAAACCAUCAAAAAGGAGAUGUUGGAAAAGGCAGGUGGUCCUCAAGCCAUGACGAAAAACGGCGCCAAAUUUCUGAUGGCCGUGGCCGUGUCCAAAGUCUUCGAGGCUGAGACACUGGAGGCACCGAAGGCGCCCAAUGCGCCCGAGGCGCCCGAGGCCGUGGAGGCGUUGGUCAACGCAACGCUGCUGCCACGGGUGCCGGUGGAAGACGACACCGGUGGCAACGCCGGGGCGCUGUUGGCGGAGUGUGCUGAAUUGCGGAGAGCACGGGAAGGGGUGGAGGAGUUGAAUUCGCAGCUGCAAGCCAAAGUGGAGAAGUUGGAUCGCGAUUCUUCGGAUACGUCGGAGCGCUUACAACGGGCUCUGCGCGAGGUGUCGCGGCUAGAGAAGCAGCUCCAAGAAGUUGCAACAGCCGCAGGAUCUGCAGGUGAUGCACAACAGCUGCAGGCUGAACUUGCCACAUUGCGGGUGGAGAAGACAGACAUGUGGCGCGACAUCGCCGGGCUCCGGGCCGAGAACAACGACUUGAAGGACGACCUGGGCGAUGCCAAGAAGGCGCUGCGCCAGGCGGAGGAAACGAGUCGAAAUGCCUUGGAAAGGGCGGAGGUGGCGGAGGAAAAGGUGAAGUCCAGUGGCCAAGACGAGGUGAAACAGCUCCGGGAGGAAUUGAAAGAAAGGGAAGCGAAGGAGAUGCAAUUGGAAUCGGAUGUUGCAAAGUUACAACAUCAGCACGAGGAAUCUGAGACUCUUUGCGCUUCCCUGCAGCGGACAGAAGAUUCUGCGAAGGAAGCGUUGGAGCAGAGGUCGGAGGAACUUGCCAGGGUAAAUGCGGAGAAGCUGCGCCUGCGGGAAGAGGGCGAAGAGUGCCGCCAGGAGUUGCAGAAGGCCCAGCUUCAGCAGCGCCAGCUGGGGGAGGACCUGGCCAUGCUGCUGCAGGAGCUGCAGGAGAAGGCCGAGAGCCUUCGAGGCUCUGAGCAAAGGUGCCAAGAGUCCGAGCUGCGCAGUGUGAAUCUUACCCGUGAGCUGCAGAUGAGCCAAGAGGAAAGCCAGCAGUUGCAGGAGGAAAGGGGGAAGCUGAUGGCUGAUGUCCAGGUUGCAGAACGCAAGAACCAACAGCUAGGAGAGGAGAACCAGAAACUGCAAGUCCAGCUCAAAUCCUCAGCUGAAGAGUGCGCGCAGUGUGAGAUGAAAGUUUCGAGCCUGGCAGAACAGUUGCAAGAGACACGGAUAGAGAUGGUGGAGGAGUCUAGAAAGUCAGAAGAACAGCGCCUGACGUUGCAACAGCAGAUGCAGCAACUGAGCCAGGACCUGCGAGCUGUGGAACGGCAGAACGAGCUCCAGGACGAGUCGUUGCAGAAGGUCCAGGGCGAGUUGGUUGCUGAGAGGAGCAGCACGCAGGA
Cladocopium goreaui is the source of this 1456-nucleotide messenger RNA. Lineage: Eukaryota; Dinophyceae; Suessiales; Symbiodiniaceae. The record is from the annotation of a GenBank genome assembly.